AUGUUUAAAUUACCAUUUUAUAGUUUUAACAAAAAUUCAUUGUUGGUUCAAUGCUGUAAAGGAGCAUUUGCUUAUUAUAUUCCUCAAAACUUAAUAGUCAUUAGCAUAUUUUUUUAUUACCAAUAUAAUAAAAGCCAACUGGCAAGUGGUAAGAGGGUGCGAAUACAAAACUGUGAUGAGUCAAUAAAUAAUUUUUUAAAAGGAAAAAAGUUAACUAAGGAUAACAUCGAAAUACAAAAAAAACGAAACAUAUAUACCGUAUCCCUGAUAUAA
Plasmodium yoelii is the source of this 273-nucleotide messenger RNA. Its product is annotated as protein MPODD, putative. The transcript has 2 exons. Lineage: Eukaryota; Apicomplexa; Aconoidasida; Haemosporida; Plasmodiidae. Bases 1 to 273 code for a protein of 90 amino acids. The record is from RefSeq and is a predicted model, not a curated record.